Messenger RNA from Apis cerana (Asiatic honeybee), 8884 nucleotides. RefSeq names its product transcription factor E2F2. NCBI's taxonomy places the organism in Eukaryota, Metazoa, Arthropoda, Insecta, Hymenoptera, Apidae. Gene Ontology annotation, molecular function: DNA-binding transcription factor activity, RNA polymerase II-specific; RNA polymerase II cis-regulatory region sequence-specific DNA binding; protein dimerization activity. Gene Ontology annotation, cellular component: RNA polymerase II transcription regulator complex. The record is from RefSeq and is a predicted model, not a curated record. Gene Ontology annotation, biological process: regulation of transcription by RNA polymerase II.
GAAAAGAGAAUGAUUAUUCAUUGAUAGACCUUGCAACCUGUGCAGUUUCUACAAGCGGAAGAAUGAAAAAAGGGGGACAGUAAGGUUCGUCGUUAACAUCUGGGGCCUGAAGCUUCAUACACACGAGGCAUGUUUAUCUAUCUGUAUAUAAUCUAUUAAAAAUUUUUUGCUGUAUUUCUUAUUUCUGUGCAAAGCACACUUUUCAGAUUUCAUACAUAUAUAAUAUUUUAUUAAUUUAAACAAAAAAAAGAAAGAAAAAAAUAUUGUUGCAUUAAACGAGAAUAUUGAAUUUAUUGCAUACCUCCUUAAAAGUCGUUCAUGUAAAACGUUUGUGAACGAACAUUAUGUCUCGUGUUUUAAAGAGCACGCUCCUCUACUAAUCGAUGGACUCUAGGCUAGUUCUACAUCCAAUGCCGUCAACGCGAGUUACACUAGUCAAGUUUUAUCUUUGAGAUAACAUCCUACCAAUCAAUGCCUCCGCACCGUGCAUUGCUCCCAACCUUCGAAUGUGCUUUACCGUGCUAUUGGCCCCACGAUCUCUUGUUAUAAUCGAUGUAGUACGGUGUGUACUCGGCCAAACAGGCGAAAACGAGACAACCUCGCAGUUCGACCGGGAGUUUGCUUCUAAAACUGCUUACAACGCAAGGCUGCUGUAACACGACGAUCCUACGACGUGCCUCUUUAAACCACACCCGGAACGCUGUCUCGUGUUCUUGGGACGCCUGCUCUUUUUUUCGAAAAUUCUCGUACGCGUCCGCACCGUGGGUCUCAUUCCGCUCAGGCGCGUAACGAGUCUUUUGAAAACGAGGACUUUAGGAAGGAUUUUCUAUUCUUUUUCGCGGCUAUUUUGUUUUGUCAUUCUUAACUUUUACGUGAGGAAAUAUCGUAUGAUCAGAAUACUCAGAUAAUAGAAGAAUGAUUCUAGGGAUUUUUUUUGAGUCGAUAUGUAAGAAAUUAAUCUAAAACUAUAAUCAAUUUAGCAAUAAUUAAUAACAAUUAACUACAUAUUUUUAGAAAUGAUGUUUUAAAUUUAAAUUAAACAUGUAAUAUUUAUGAAUUUUAAAAAGUUGAAAUGUUGAAUGUAAAUUUUAUUCUGUACCGUACUUUGAAAUAAUAUAUUAUAAUUAAGAUUAUCUUUGAUAUUAAUUUUAAAAAAUAGCGCGAAAAUACACUUUAAUAUUUGCAACAAUAUAUUUCUUUUUUUUUAAUUAAAGUAAAUAGAUAAACAUGAAAUAUUUAAAUUUUUCAAUGAUUUAAAAUAUAUAUAAUUUAAUUAAAUUAAAUUUUAUUAUUUUCAACAAAAAUAAUUGUUGAAAGUUUUAAAAAAGCUAAUACAAAUAUCACAUAAUGUACAUUGUCUGUUUUAAUUUUUUUUUGUUUUUAUUUUCAUUUUCCUCGAUAUUUGCAGCUGCUCUACACUCAUAUUAAAAUUAACAAUACAAAAAUUGAUCUGUAGUUUUCACCAGAUGUUCAGUACUUGUAGAAUUGUCACCUUGCCGUUUAGUCGACCACUUCCGUUUUGUGAACUGAAACGUUCCGUUUCCGAACGAUUAUUUUUAUACAUGAUUAUAUUUUAAUCAUUUCCUUUAUUUCAUAACACUUGAGAAAUGUUUUUAUCUUUUUCAAGAUAUUACUUAAAAAUAAUUUAAAUACAAUACAAAAUAAAUUAUACUUUGAACAUUAAAAACAAACAAAAAUUAAUAAUUAAUGUUGUCAAUUAUAUUUAAUAAUUUAAAAUUUAUUUUACAUGCAGUCUAUUAAUUGCAUAAUAAUAGAAUUAAAAUUGUAUUUUUUAUCAUUAUAUAUUUAUUUUCCAUCUUUUUUAUUUCAAUAUAAAAGUUUAUCAUUUUCCCCGUGAAGACAAAUGUGAAAUUCUUUAGAAUACGAGUUCUAUUAUUAGGAUCUACCAAUGUUGCUUGAUUCAAGAACAAAAACCUCUUCUAUGCUGUCUGUUCUUUGAUAUGCAUCUAAAAAGUCGCUUCUCCUUAAAUGUGCUAUCGCGUCCAAGUAAAACACACUCACAAAUGGGUGGCACUGACAAAAAGUCGAGAAUGAAGGGACGACGAUCGAUAGGAAUUUUUAUCGGAUCCGCACACUUCGCUGUCAAUAAUUUUCACAUAUGAAUGGUAUAUUUUUGAUAAAGCAUAUACUAUUGACAAGGUUAACAAGAUUCUUAUAAACUAUAAAAAUGCCUCGAGUAAGGAGACAAGUGGUCUUAGAAGAUCCUGCUAGGCCUGUCACACCAGAUAUGGUGGAGACUAAAUUACUAAAGGAAGAAUUUUUGGAUGAGGGCUCUUUGGAUGAAGUACAAGCACAAAAAGUAGCUGAAGAAACACCAAGUCCUCAUCUUCAAGACCACCAAUAUGGACAAACACCUUGUUAUCAAGUAACAAGGAAACCUACACAACCACCACCACGAACUGAACAAAUUUCAGUUCAAGCAGUGAAACGAAGACUGAAUUUGGAAAUGGGAACUACAGGCCCUAGCCAAUCUGCCUUUAAGGCUCCUAGAGGUAAACGUAGAAAAUCUGGAUCAAGUUCUCUAGCUGGCCAUACACCUACAAAAAGUAAAACAGUAGAGAGAACGCGGUACGAUACAUCACUGAGCUUACUUACAAAAAAGUUCAUACAUUUAGUUGAAAGCAGUCAAGAUGGUGUUGUAGAUUUAAACGUAGCAUCUGAAAAGUUAGAAGUACAGAAACGUCGUAUUUACGAUAUUACGAAUGUAUUGGAAGGCAUAGGUAUUUUGGAAAAGAAAAGUAAAAACAAUAUACAAUGGAAAGGCGGUCAAUUACCAAAUGAAAGGAACGAUAUCGCUGAUCUCAGAAAGGAAGUGGCAGAUUUAGAAGCUAAAGAAAAUACUUUGGAUCGAUUAAUUCACGGUGCAGACAAAAAUCUUAGGGAGCUCUGUGCAGACAGACAAUACGCUUAUGUAACGUAUCAUGAUUUACGUUCUGUCCCAAUGUACAAAGACCAAGCUAUAAUGGCAGUGAAAGCUCCACCAGAAGCUACACUUCAUGUUCCACAACCUAUUAAUAAUCUUGGUCAACAAAAGCUUCAAAUGCAUAUGAGGUCAUCUCAUGGUGAAAUAGAGGUAUUUCUUUGUCCUGAUGAUCCUGCAGUUAAAACGUCUCCCACUCCGGGUUACACGACGACGCAACCUGUGCCUUCGUCAAAAGAAUCCGAAAUACCUUGUCUCCCUCCUGAACUGCUGGCCAAUGGAGGAAGCGGGGUUCGGGUUGAACCAGUACCUUCUAUCGAAAGUUCGUUGAGUACUCGUUUGUGUACUCCGGUUAUAUCUACAGUUACCAGUUUAGCAGGCAUGAGGGACGCGCUUUUGUGUGAAUCCGAUGAUUAUGGACCAAUGGGUGGUGGCAAAUUCCAACUCCAAACGGAGGAUCAAAUUAGCACUCCAGAUCUAAGUAUUCUCGAUUUCGGUGAGCAUCUACUGUCCCUGGAACCGCCUCUUUCUGAAAACGACUAUUCGUUCUCGUUAGGCACAGAGGAAGGGCUUUCGGAUCUCUUUGAUUUCAAAUUCUAAAGGAUAUCGUCCUAAUUGUCGUCGUCGUGAUACGCAACACUACAUUCACACAUGCAUACCUGUCUUUUUUUUUUUUUUUGGAGUAUACCACUCUGAGUUCGCCUCCUUAACAUUCGAAUGGAUAGCGAUUACUCGGUUAAUCCAAUAUUAAUACGCUUUUCUAUUUCGUACCGAUUAGCAAUUUUUAACAAUUAAGGGAACGAUCGAGCAGAGAAAUGUUAGAUUGUUUGAUUAGAAGUAGAUAGAAACAGGGAAAAUUUGAUAAUUACUUUUAAAAAGCGAAAUCAAAUCCAUGGCACAAUGGAAAAUCGACACGCCGCUGAAUGUUUUUCUUCUUCUUUUUUUUUUUUUUUUUUUUAAAUAAAAUAUAAUUUCGCGCUUCUUAAUUUUUAUGGAGAAAAAGAAAAAAUGAAUGAACAGAAUGGAAAUACAUUGGAAAAAAUGUAUACAGAUAUUAUGAUGUUAUAAUCGAGUAAUAUUUUGUCAAAGAUGCGAAUCUCGAAUUGAGUUUGUUCUUUUAUGAAAACAAACAUUUUCAUAAAAAUCAACUGCAUACAACGUAUCACGAUUCGCUUCUGCAUGGAAAUUCGGUUUCUGCAAAAAAAAAGCAUUAAAUAAUGGGGGGGAGGGGGGAGGAACAUAUCACGGCAAUGAUUAACGCGCACGGUGAAUACUUCCGGCUUGAUACGGUCGUGAACGAUUAAGUUUUUGGGAUGAUAACUUGUAAAGCUGCUCUGACGGUAUUGAGCCGUUUUCUUGUGCAAUGUGUAAUAAUAUUGUAAAUGAUGUAAACGUAUGAAGGCUUAGAGAAAGAGUAAAAAGGGUGAAAUAGAUGGAAGAGGAUAUAUUUGAAGUUUCAAAGAGAGGAGAGACUGGACUCGUGUCGACGAAUAACUACAAUAUUUUCUUUAUAUAUAUAUAUAUAUAUAUUUUUUUUUCUUUUUUUUCUUUUUCUUUUUUUUUUUUCGUUUCUAUGGUUAAUUAUAUGGAAUUGUAUAAUAAAAAUUAUUAUUAGAAACGUGAAGUAGCGUACGCGGAUAAAAAUGUAAUUUCAAUGAAAGAAGUCCCUCCUAGAGUAAUGUUUAUAUCGACGUGAUAUAAAAAGAAAAUAAUAAUAAUAAGAACAACGGGGAUAAAUCUUUUCCGGAUGGUUGCCUUCUCUUGUCACUUGGACUGAUUCUUCUUUUCUAAAUCGUGUGCUUAAGCCGAGAGACCACCGUCCGGAAGGAUAACUUGUUGUAAUUAUUAAAAAUUUUUGUCGAGGAGAUCAAUGCGUACAGUAGGCUUUAUCGAAGAAAUUGUUUGUAAAAAGAUGAAAGUGGAGAGAAAGAGAGCGAGAGAGAGAGAGAGAGAGAGAGAGGGAGAGAAAGUUGAAGAAAUGACGAAAAUGCGAACGGUUGAAAGGCAUAGUUUUUAUUCUAUAUACUUUUGUAAUCGGUCGACUUUUCUGAGUAGGGAGCGAAAAUUUGUACAGUUCGAUGCAUGAGAGAAAAAAAGCACGAGGUGAAAUAGAGAAAAAGUAUAUAAUGAUUAUCUAUCGGUGCGGAUGAUUCUUUUAUGGCAUGUAAAAAUUACAUACAUAAGAAAUACACGUACACGAACAUUAUCAUCUCACGAUAUGGUCCUAUCAAAGAAAAUAUUAUUAUUCCGGCUAAUAGAUCAUCAUCAUCGUGUUGGAUUAGCUUCAUCGACAAUGUCGUAGCGAACAUGGAGACGAACUCGAGCAUACGAUAGAAAAAAAAAAAAGAAAAAAAAAGAAAGAAGAAAAUUGCAAAAGCAGAAAAUCUUAGGCUGUAUUUACAUUGCAUGUAAACGCAUCUAUACGUAUUCAAUUCGAGUCGUAACGAUGAAAAAUGUCUAAGAUUCUUUUUCAGGAUAUAAUGUUAUUCUGGAACUGAUUUAUAAAAAGGGGUUUUUCGAGAGGAAUUUUAUACCGGUGCACCUUGACUUUUGCCGCGUGAAACGGCGGUGGAAAAAAAAAAUGAAGUUUAUAGGCUGAUUUCAGUAGAAAUUUCAUUGAAACAAAGAUGUAUCAAUUAUAAUAAAUAUUGUUCCUGAAGAAGUCGAGGUCGUACUGGAUGGAAUUGUCUCAAUUGGAAGUCUCUUAAGGAUGUACUCUAAACGUACAACUUAGUGUACGUCCAAAGCCAUAGUGCCUACACAAUAAUGAUCAUACCCUUCUGCAAAACUGUAUAUAAUUUACAUACUAUAUAAAAAUAUAUAAAUAAAUAUAUAUAUAUAUAUAUACAUUAUAUAUAUAUACACACACAGACAGGCAAAAUGUAAGAAUGUGACGACCCUGAAGGACAAAGAAAAAAUAUAAAGAAAAACCGGAUGCUGUGGACACCUCAUUGCGAUUAUCAUGAAAUAUCGAUUAGUUAGUUUUAAUUACAAAUAAUAAUUAAUUAUUGAAACAUUACACGAGAAAAAUGUUAGUUUAUAAAUUCACUUAUUAUAUAUAUGUACAUGUAUAUAUACUAUAUGUAUAUGUAAUAAGUAUGUAUGUUUUAUAGUCAAACGAAUAUUGUGCAGAAUAAGAAUUGAAUUCUAAUUACUUGAAUAACUUGGAAAACUAUUUUCCUUCUUACUUUUUCUUCUUUUUUCUUUCUUCUUUUUUUAAACAUAGAAAAAAUGAUGGACAUGAUACAAUGAUAUCAUCCUUCCCGCUACAUAUAUUUAUUUCAAUAAUUAAUCGUAUAAUAUUUCAAUAAAUAAUUAGGAGCAUAAAAAAAUAGUUAAGAACAAUUUUCUCUCGUCAUUAUAUUAUCGAAUAGAAAAUAAAGUAAAAAUGGAAUAAUAAUUAUUCUGCACAACUUUCGUAAAACGCAAUACCUAUCUGUAACAGAGAGGAUUGUAAUAGUUUUGUUUCUCGUUUCUUUUUUUUCUUUUUCCGAUUAAACUGAUAACAUCGCACUUUUUUUCGUACACAUCGUGCAACGAGAGAGGGGAAGCAAAACGGAAAAAAAGAAAAUACAGAAAAAUAAAAUGAAAAACAUGAAUUGAGAAUGCGUGAAUCUGUGUGAAUGGACGUGAUGAUCGAAUGAUGAUAAUUAAUUGAUAUGAAUGUUCUAUGGUCGGCGAUUCGAUUAAACGAUUCCGACUUACCAGUGAGAAGUUACGAUAUUUUCUACCUGAAUGUUUGUGAGGAUCUCGGCGAAGUCUGAGCACGUCCGGGAUUUUAAGAAAUGUAAUAAUAUUAUAAUUCAUCAAUAUUGUAUAUUUUAAUCUGUUCGAAAAGUACGUUAUAAGAAACAUAACACUUAAAAAAAAAAAAAAAAAAAAAAAAGAAGGAAAGAAACGAAGCAAAAAUUGUCGUUCCGACGUUUUCAGACUUUUCGGGAUCUUUUUAUAAUAACUUAUCGCGAAGAUGGCAGUCCAUCGAAUUUUCAUUUUUUAAGCCUGAUUAUUCGUGAAAAAUCUCUGGCUCUCUUCUGGCAGUCUGUCGAAUAAGGCGCUUCUUAUAUUUUAUAAUGGACGACAGAGUCUUUCCUUAAUCUUUUUUUCUCGUUUAGCGAGAGUUUUAUGAUCUUUACUUAACGCGAUCUAUGCGAAACCAAGCAUCGAGAAUAAAUUAUUAUUGUUGUUAGCGGCGAGCAACAACGACGAUUCGAUUAUUUAAACCAAGAAAAAAAGAGAAAGAAUAUUAGAAACGCGUUGCUUUAGAAAUAUAUCGAUAUUCUUUAAAGUUAGCUUGAUCCUAAUCCAUUAAUGAUUUUUUUAUCACUAUUUGCACGUACGUAUAUGUACGCAAACAAAUAUACUUUUCUACGAUUGUAUUUGAGAGACUGUUCAGAAAUAAUAUUAAAGAAAAAAAAAAAAUUAAUUCUGAUCUUAGAAAAAGGAAAAAGAAAUGAAACAAUGUAUGUACCAAUACGACGAAUGAGAAUUUUGUCACAUUUUACGGGUACAACCCGUCGAAAGAUAAAGUAAAAAGAAGAUUUGAAAAAAGAAAAAAAAAUUGAACAGGAAAUUACAAAAUAUAACCUUGUGUAACGUCAUAGGGAGAUGUGAUGUUUUUAAUUUACCAUAACCUUCGUGUUUUUUCACUUAUCAUGCUUUAUUAUACGAAAAAUUAUUUUUCGUAUAAUAUAAUUUUCGUUUAUCUUGUUACAAAAAAUAAGAAUCUAUUCGAAUCGACAUUUUCGUUGUUCGACGUUAAACAUUUGUAUGUUUUUACUCGAUUUAAUUUUAAAUUUAAGUUGAUAUAUAUAAUUUUGCACUGGAAAAUUUGUUCGUAAAACUUACAUAUAAGUUCUAAAUGUUUAUAUAAAAAAUAACGAAUAAUGUAGCAGAAAAAAUAUUUUUUAUGUACGUUUAAUACGUAUAACGGUAAAAAAAAUAAAGCGUCGAAACUUCAUUCAAGUUCAAACUUGAUCUUAUAAACGUCUCUAUAUUUGACACAUCCGUGUAUUAUUAUGAAUUUAUAUAAGUAAAGUGAUUUAUAAUUUUAACAUUUAAAUUUAUGAUUUUGAUAUUUUAUUCUAAUUAUGAUUUCGUUAUAAGAAAAAAAUUAAAAAGUAUAUAUAAAAAUAUUAUAAUAUAAAUUAACAAUGAGAAAUCUUCAUAUUUACUUAUUUCAAAUAUAGCACGCAUGCGCAAUGUUUGCGAGCUACUACUUAUUGUCGCGCUACAGUUGAUCAUUCAGCAUUCCCGCGUUAGCGCUUACAGAGUAAACAUUGUUUUUUGUUUCAUAUAUAUAUAUAUAUAUAUGAAUUUUUUUACAUAUACUUACAUAUAAUAGUAAUCUUAUAUACAGAAAUGAAGUUAAGACAUAAUGUAUAUAUGCUCAUAAUAUUAGUAGUUAUUUUCAUACUUUGUAUCAAUAAAUUAUAGGUUAGAAUAAGCAAUAGAUAAAUAUCGUAUACACUUGACAAAUUGUACAUUUGGCUUAAAAAAAUAUAUAACUGUUAUGUCAAUCAUUUGUAAUCAAUAUGCAAUACUUAUUUUAGCAUAAAGAAAUAUACCUAAUGUUUUAAUAAUCGUUUUUUUAUCUAUUCUUACAUCAAGUUUCAAAUUAAAUUUAAAUUAAAUAUGCCUUUCAGGCUUGUAAAUUGUACAAAUGAAAAAUCCCUAAUGCUAAGAUUUUUUUUAUUAUAAAAAUAAUCGCUCAUAUUGGAAACUAACCUUUAGAUGUGAACAUAUAAGAACAUAAAGCCUAAGACACUAUAUUCAAAGUUCUGCUUUAAAUUGAUCAGUGGAAAUCAAUUGUUUUCCAUUGGCGCGAAUUAUCGAGCGAUUUCCUAAAUUUAGGCAAUAUUUAAAAUUGACGAUUUAAAAACCAACAGUCAAAAUAAGUAAUUCAAAGGAGAUAAGUAUGCCACCGAAGUGUAAAUUUCAAGAAGG